Closterium sp. NIES-65 is the source of this 11896-nucleotide messenger RNA. The record is from the annotation of a GenBank genome assembly. Lineage: Eukaryota; Viridiplantae; Streptophyta; Zygnematophyceae; Desmidiales; Closteriaceae.
CGGCCUCUACUCCAACUACCUCACGGGCACCGUGCCCAUCCCCUCCAAGGCCCUGCUCGCUCUGGACGUGGGCUUUAACUUCCUCUCGGGGGUCUUCCCAAAUGUGGCGUUCAUGUUCUGUGCGGGCGAGAACAACUGCUUUGUCAACUCCACCAACUGCCGCACCUACGGCAGCGUGCAGCGCCCUGCCGGUGCCUGCGCCAUCUGCGGCACGGCGGGUGGGCAGGGCGACCUCUGCUUCGGCGGCACCUGCGCUCCCGUCGCCUCUGCUGCCAUCGCCGCUGGCACUAUCAACUCGCCCAGUCAGCCCAUCCUGCCCAUGUCAUGUGCAGGUCAGUGUGUGUGUGGCGCACAUGGCUGGGCGUGUGCUCUGCUGCAAUACAUGGCAGUCUGUUCGCUCUCCUUCGAUAUUCUUCCUUUUCGCAUCGCUCCUCCGCCUGCUCCCACCACUUUGGCCCUCCUCAUGCCUCCUGCCAUGCUCACCCUCUCCCACUCUCUCCUACUUCCUAACUCUCCCCUUGCAGACAAUCCGGCUGCACCAAUGGAUACGGGCUCAGGUGCGCUCACAAGCCUUGCCGCCAUGCACGCAUGCACAUAUGAACCUCCAUGCUUCGCAACUCUCCAUCCUUCACUCCUGUGCACGUAUACCCUCUUUCCACUUUCCAUCGCCCUCACUCCCACUGCCAUGCCUCUAACAUCCCGUCCUCCCCUCCCUCUAAACCCAUCGCUCACAGCGGUGGCGCUGCUGAACGUGAAGUCAGCGUUGGGAGUGACGUUCUCGACCUGGGCGGCUGCUUCCCCCUGCACCAUCGCCAACUCUACUGUAACCGUUGCUGGCACCUGGACCGGCGUGCUCUGCUCCGCUUCUGGCGACGUCCUCAGCGUCAACCUCUCCUCCUCCGCCCUGGCCGGCAGCAUGCAUGCUGACAUCACCAAGCUCACAGCCCUCACCUACCUCGACCUGUCCAAGAACGUGCUGCGCGCCAACCUGGCCAGCUUCGUCUCUUCCUUCUCCGGCCUCCAGGCGCUCCAGCAGCUGUCAGUGCCGCCGCCCUCACCCACUCCGCCCCACACCUCCGCCGGAUUCGUCAUGUGCCCCCACUCGUGUUGUUCUCACUCAUGCUCUGCCCUUACUCGGGCUGAUCCAGCAUGUGUGAGCCUGUCUGCACACAGCCUCGCACUGCAUGCCACUUUGCUCCUUCAGUACGUGCAGUACAGCACAUCUUCACUUGCACCUGCUUCCCCUUCCUCCUCUCCCCACAGGCGCCUCAACAACAACUGGUUUUCGGGCUCCCUGCCUCAGGCCCUCAUGUCUCUUCCCGCCCUCACUCUGCUGGACGUGCAUGCAAACGCGCUGACAGGGUCGCUGCCCGCCGUGUCAUCCACGCUGGCAGCGCUCUUCCUGCACGACAACUUCCUCGCGGGCAGCUUCGCAGCGGGCGCCCUCACCGCGUGCGACGCCAGCCUCAACUGCCUGACCAGCGCCGCUGCGUGUGGCGCCAGCAGCACCACGCAGAGGGCUGCUGCUGCGUGUGCCAUCUGCAACAGCGCAGAUGCUCAAGGGCUGCUGUGCUGGGGUGGCAUGUGCCUGCCCAACGUCACUGCCACCACCGCCCACCCUGACGGACUCGCCCCGCCGCCCAUGUACUGCGCUGGUUCUCCUGUGGUCAACAUCAGCAGCGUUGACGCUGUUGCGCUGGCGGCGCUGAAGAGUGCGAUGGGGGUGACCUUCACCACGUGGGCGCCCGCCACCUACUGCACCGUGGAGCCCACACCGCAGAUCGUCGGCACGUGGGAUGGCGUGCUCUGCAACUCCCUCGGCAAAGUCGUCUCCCUUGCCAUUGCCCUCUGCUCACUCUUUUUGUUUUCUGCAUGCUGCAUGUCCAUGGUGUGUCUUCUUCCUUGCCUUGGACUCAUCGCUCCCAUGCGCCCCCUCUCUUACCUCUCCAACCCCUUGUGUGCGGCGCACCUUCCAUCCGCGUCCACCAGGCUACUCCCCAACAAGAAGCUCACGGGCACUGUGCCGCUCGCCGUCUCCACCCUCACUGCGCUCACUGCCAUCGACCUCACCUCCAACCUCUUGCAGGGCCGCCUGGACGAAGUUGCCACGCAGCUGCGCCUGCUCACCAACCUCAAGUCCAUCGAUCUCGCCUACAACUGGCUCUCCGGCUCAGUGCCUGCGUUCAUGCUCACCCUCCCCAGCCUCACGAAGAUCACCCUAGGCUACAACUAUCUGACGGGUGCGCUGCCGAACGUGACAUCCCCGCUCUCAGUGGUGGACGUGCAGUUCAACUUCCUCGCCGGCUCCUUCCCCACGCUCACCCUCACCCUCUGCGCCGCGCGCAUGAACUGCUUCCUCGACGCCACCAAGUGCAAAAACCCCAACCGCGCCGCCGAGCUCCCGCGGGCCACCACAGCGUGUGCCAUCUGCAACACCACCAACGCGCAGGGCCGGCUGUGCAGCGGCGGGCUGUGCACCGUCAACGCCACGGACCUCGUGGCACUCGGUGCGCCCAACAGUGCUGCAUCGCCCACACUGCCGCUCAUCUGCGUGGGAGCGGCGUUUGUGGCGAUGGACUCGGUGCAUGCAGCAGCCAUGCUGAACCUCAAGGCGUCGCUGGGAGUGACCUUCACUGAAUGGAAGGCCGACUCGCCCUGCUCCCUGCGCGAUGCCGUCGCCCCGGGGUCAUGGAGUGGGGUAGCCUGCGACGCCACUGGCAAAGUGCUCAGCAUUGACCUGCAGUCCAACCUGCUGCAGGGGCGGCUGGACUCCUUCACUGCCAGCAUCAAGACGCCCCUCGUGCUCAAGGAGCUCGCUCUGCAGUUCAACUACCUUGUUGGUCCGUUCCCCUCCACGCUGCUCGCCCUCUCCACUCUCUCCAAGCUCUCCGUGGGCUACAACUACCUCACGGGCCCCUUUCCCACCGUGCCAGCAUCCGCCAAGUCGCUGGACGUGCAGGGCAACUUCCUGUCGGGUUCCUUCCCCACCAACGCGCUCACCUACUGCGCCGCCACCACCAACUGCCUCACCGACGCCAACAACUGCGCGUCUAUUGGCAUCACACAGCGCAACCCCUCGGAAUGUGCCAUCUGUGGCACCAGCUUUGGCCAGGGCACGCUGUGCGGGGGUGUCACCUGCCUUGUCAACACCACCGGCGUCACGGCGCCUCCCACCGCCACAUCUCUCCCUCGCAACCUCUACUGCACGCCGGUUGCACUGGACACCAACACCAGUGAGUGCUGCUUGCUCCUUCUCGCAUGCCCCUCUCCUGCUCCCUUUCCCAAUCUUAUCUUCGCCCUGCACCCCUCCUCUCGCCCUGAACCCACCACCACCCCAUUCCCUCUCCUCCCACGUGCAGCCACGACGCUGCUGGCGCUGAAGACGGUGCUGGGAGUGACGGCCACGGACUGGAGUGCAACGACGGUGGCACUGAAGCCCAAGGCGCUGAAGAGCAGCAGCGUGCCCCUCGCCACCAUGGUGGGCGCCUGCACCAUCGAGGGGCAGACCCCUGCUCCCGGCUCGUGGACCGGCGUCUUCUGCAACUCCGCUGGCGCCAUCGUCGCCCUGGUGAUGCCCAACCAGAAGCUCACUGGAAGCCUGUCGGCGGACAUCAGCAAGCUCACAGCUCUCACCGCGCUGGAUCUGAGCGCCAAUCUCUUCCAGCGGGGCCUUGAUGCGUUCGUGGCGCCUCUCACCGCUGUCAAGACACUCAAGUCGCUCCCUCUCCAGCAUGUGAGUGCCUCUCGCCACCUGCUCUCUGCGUGCCCCCUCCUGGUGGACCCCUUCUUCGCCCACAUAUUUUCUCCUCCCACCUUUCCUCUCCCAGCACCCAUCACCCACCAGUCAUCAUUGCUUAAAUAUUGCCAUUUCUCGUCCCCCCAUCCUCCCUGCACCCCCUCUCCCCUCCCCAUGGCUGCGCGCAGCAAGCUGAACCGCAACUACCUGACGGGGGUGGUGCCAGCCGUGGGGGCAGCGGUGAAGGCGCUCAACGUGGCGGGCAACUUCCUCUCGGGCUCCUUCCCCACCACCGGCCUCACGGCGUGCGAUGCGCGCUCCAACUGCUUCGCAGACGCCUCCAAGUGCACCAACACGCUCGGCACCGCACAGAGGGCCGCUACAGAAUGCAACAUCUGUGGCACCACGGGGGCUGUCGGCCCGUUCUGCGGCGGCGGCUUCUGCAUCCCCAACGCCGCCGCGCCCGCCGCUGCCGCCACGCCCAACAUGGAGGGGCAAGCGGUGCUGGCGAUGUCGUGCAUGGGUGGCCCCAUCGAGGUCACCAUGCGCGGCGCCAUGCUCAACCUCAAGGCGUCGCUGGGGGUGACUCUGACGGACUGGGUGGGCACGGCUCCGUGCAACAUCGCGGGGCAGGCCCCCGUGGCGGGGUCGUGGUCCGGCGUGGAGUGUGACUCGGCUGCCAAGGUCACCAGCAUUCUUGUUGCCACUCACACGCUCUUCUUCACCACCGCCCCUUUCUUCCUCUCCUCUCCUCCGCGCCCCCCUGCGUGCGUGCAGCGUGCUGGACAGCAACCUGCUGCAGGGCCGCCUGCCCUACUUCACCACCAACUUCAGAAACCUCGUGGCACUCAAGCGCUUGUCAGUCGCUUCUGCUCCCUGCCUGCCCGCUGUCCAUGCCAUGACCCCUGUCGCAUGCUCGCAUGUGACGGUGGUGCGUUUUAUCCCUGCGCUCUCUGCUGUUCUAGAUUUGACAUGAGCUACAACUACCUCACAGGUCCCCUGCCCAGCGCCAUAGGCACGGCGCUCAAGACGCUGGAAAUUGGAGGCAACUUCCUGUCGGGCGCCAUCGGCAACUUCCCCGGCGUGGCGUGCUCGGCUGCGCUCAACUGCCUGACCUCCCAGGGCAGCUGCACCACCGGCGGCGUUCAAAACCGUGCCGGCUGUAACAUCUGCGGCAGCGCUGACGCCCAGGGCACUCUGUGCGGUGGCGGGCUGUGCGUGCCCAACGCCACAGCGGCUGUGGUGGCGGGACAGACCCCCACGCUGUCCACGCCCGUCAUGCCCAUGUACUGCACGGGGGUCAUCAUGAACACCGUCGCAGUCGCGGCGCUGCUCAACAUAAAGACGGCGUUGGGAGUGACCUUAUCGGACUGGACGGCCCCCACGACGCUGCUCAAGCCCAAGGCGGCGGCGGGCAGUGGCAGUGUGGCACUGACGGACUGGCUGACCACGGGUGGCUACUGCACAGUGGAGGGGCAGACGGCCGCUCCUGGUGCCUUUUCCGGCGUGCGCUGCAAUGCCCUCGGCCAGCCUGUCAGCCUGAAUCUGCCGUUCCAGAAGCUGACUGGCUCUCUCCACGCUGACCUCAGCAAGCUCUCUGCACUGACCGUGCUGGAGCUGAGUUACAACUUUCUCAGAGCACCCGUCGAGCCUUGGGCCUCGGCCAUCAAGCUGCUCACCAACCUGCUAUCGCUCAAGCUCAGCAACAACUAUCUCUACGGCUCUGUGCCCCUCUGGCUCGUCUCUUUCGCCAAGCUCACCAACCUCGAGCUGAGCGUGAACGCUCUCACAGGCACGUUCCCGGCACCCAUCUCCACCGCACUCAAACGUCUCAUGGUGGACCAGAACUUCCUGGGAGGCACCUUCCCGGCCAACAGCGCCACCUACUGCACGGCCUACUACAACUGCAUCCCCACCUACACCACCUGCAACUCGCUCAACCCCAACGCGCCCAACCCCAGCGCCAGCUGCCAGAUCUGCGGCAUGACAGACGGCCUGGGCACGGCGUGCAUGGGCAACCCGUGUGUGCCUGCGACGCCAUCGCCCAUCACAGCCAUCAACAAGUGGAGCCCCGCCCCCGCCAUGCGCUGCGACCCUGUACCCAUCCAGGCCACCCAAGCAUCUGCGCUGGUGGCCAUGACGCCGGGGCAGUGGGGGGCGCAGACCACGUGCACGUUGGCAGGGCAGCCCACCGCCGCCGGCACCUCCCCCUCCGUCUACUGCAACCCUGCCGGGCUCGUCCUCGAAAUGUACACCCGCCUGCUCGCCCCGCCCCUCUCUGCGGCCCAACCCGCCCCCUUUUGCACCUCCAUUUCAUGCCUUGUUCUCACGGGCGGCAAGGCCUCGGGCUCCUUCCCCAGCCACGUGUCAAAGCUCUCCGCGCUUACCAAGCUGGACCUGUCGGCCAACCUCUUCUCUGGCCGCCUUGACUCCUUCCUCGCGCCCUUCCUCGCCCUCAAGACUCUCAACUCCCUCCGCCUCCACCAGAACUACUUCUCGGGCUCCUUCCCGACCGGCAUCUCCGCCCUCACUGCGCUCACGGAGCUGCGGCUGAACCUGAACUACCUGACAGGCAGCAUGCCGGCAGCGCUGCCAGGGACCCUCAAGGUGAUCGACCUGUCGAGCAACUACCUGGUGGGCACCUUCCCCACCACCACCGCCACCUCCGUCUCCUGCGCCAGCAACUGCCUGCAGGACGCCUCCAAGUGCCCCGCCGGCUCUGCUCAGCGCGCUGCAGGCGCCUGUGCCAUCUGUGAGACGCCCGACGCCACGGGCAGCAUGUGCAACGGCGGCAUCUGCACGCCCACCGCCGCCACCACUGUCAACAAUGGCACCGCCGCGCUCUUCUGCGUUGGCUCCUCCAUGGAUCCUGCCAUGGGUCAGUGUGCUGGGGGGGAGGAUUGUGCAGUGCGGGGAGCAGGCAGUGCGUCAGCGGCGCUGCCGAACGUGAGGGCAUCGCUGGGGGUGACGUUCACAGACUGCUGCCUCUCUGUCCCUCCCCUACCUUUCCUCCCCUCACCCCCUCCCCUUGCUCCCCUCCUUGCUACUCGCAGCGGCGGCGCUGCUGAACGUGAAGGCGUCGAUGGGGCUGGCGUUCACCAACUGGGCGCUGGGCGCGCCCUGCACCAUGCAGGGGGUGCCGCCGCUGCCAGGCGCCUGGCUAUGCAGCAGGCCCCCAAGCUCCAGCAGGCCCCCAAGCUGCAGCAGCCAUGGCUCUUCCCACUACCCCACCUCCUCUUGCUCUCACCCCUCUCCUCGCUCUCCCCGUCGCAUGCCUACUUGCUCUGCCUGCUCCGAUCGACAUGCUGCCCCCCCACCCCACCUGCUGUCCUCCCCACUAGUCACUUUUCCAUCAAUGUGCGCACCAACUACCUGGAGGGUCGUCUGGACGUCUUCACCACCAACUUCAAGGCGCUCACGGCGCUCAAGGAAGUCUACUUUGACUACAACUACUUCUCGGGGCCCAUCCCCUCCGCCCUCGUGGCCAUGGCCUCCCUCUCCACCUUUGGGGCGAGGUGGAACUACCUGUACGGUGCCGUGCCCCCUCUGGCCCCCGCACUCAAGACGCUCGCUGUGGACGGCAACUGGCUGUCGGGCACCUUCCCCGGCGCCGGCUUCUCCUCCUGCUCCGCCACCAAGAACUGCUUCGCCAGCAUUGGCGCCUGCACCACGGGAGGCACGGUGCAGCGCAACGCCACUACUGAGUGCGCCGUGUGCGACUCGCCGGACGGCACGGGCACCAUCUGCGGCGGCGGCACGUGUGUGCCCAACACAAUCAACAUAUACCCAAACGGCCCUAACUACGCUCCGCGACCGCGCUUCUGCGUGGGCGUGGCGCUGGACGCCACGCAGGGCAACAUCCUGCUGGCACUCAAGACCACGCUGGGCGCCACCUUCUCUGAUUGGACCGCCGCCACGCUCGCCGCCCCCAAGGCCACCUCCCCUAAGACCAAGACCGGCAAGAAGCCCAAGUCGGGGGGGAAGCGGCGCGUGCUGCAAGGGAGGGGGUCGAUGAUGCAGUAUGACUGGAAGCUGGUGGGGUCGUGCACCAUCCAGGGCCAGACACCCAUUGCUGGGGCGUGGACUGGCGUGCGCUGCUCUCCGCUCGGCCAAGUCGUCGCCCUUGAGCUGCAGGGCCAGCAACUGGGUGGCACAGUGCACUCGGACAUCAGCAAGCUCACCACCCUCACCUCGCUGCGGCUGUCGUCCAACCUCUUCUUCAACCGCCUCGACUCCUACAUCGUGCCCAUCACGGCCGCAGCCAGCCUCAAGGAGCUCCCUCGCCGCACACCCUCCUUCACUCAACUCCUCUUCUCCAACUACUUCACUGCCCCACCUCUCACAUUUCCCCCCCGUCCAUCAUACCGCUUCGAGCUGCACCCAUUCGUUCCUAACGCGCAGCCCUUGUUUCCUGUGCUGUGCGUGCAACUCGCCAGCGCGCUGAGCAGAAACUACCUCACGGGCACGCUGCCCAAGCCUGCGGCCACACUCAAGGCGCUCGACACGGAGUUCAACUUCCUCUCGGGCACCUUCCCCGCCGCCUCUCUGGGCUACUGCACCGUGCGCGGCAACUGCUUCCUCAAUGCAUCUGCCUGCGUCAACUUCGACGGCACCUUGCAGAGAGGCGCCGGGUGCAACGUGUGUGGGUCGUCCAACGGGCAGCUGCCGAUGUGUGGCGGGGCCGUGUGCACGCCCGACCCCUCCGCGUAUGUGGCGGGCAAAGUGGCCAACAGUGCCAGCGCGCCCACCCUCGCCCUCAAGUGCCCCCCCUUGGCCCUUGAUGCCACGUCCUCGGCCGUGCUGCUCAACAUCGGGGCGGCGCUGGGAGUGACGCACACGGACUGGACUGCCAGCAGCACCUGCAACAUCAUUGGGCAGACCAUCGCCCCCAAGUCCUUCCCGGGUGUCUGGUGCAGCGGCAGCGGCGCCGUCGUCUCCCUCAAGCUGAACAACCUGAAGCUGCGGGGCACCAUACAUGCAGACAUGACCAAACUCACCAGCCUCACCUACCUGCACCUGGGUUAUAAUCUGCUGUAUGGCCGCCUCGCCACCUUUGUCUCCAGCAUCACCCCGCUCACCACUAUUGUCGUCCUGAACCUGAGCUUCAACUACCUCUACGACAGCAUACCCUUCGCUCUUCUCAACAUGCCAUCCCUCACCGAAAUGGCCGUAACGGCCAUUGGCUCCGCUGCUGGUGAGGCGUGGGGGAGUGCAGUCAGUGAGGUGUGGGGGAGUGCUGUCAGUGAGGCGUGGGGGAGUGCUGUCAGUGAGGUGUGGGACUCCUCUCUUUCUAGCGCCCUUGUGGUUGUUCCAUCCAUCAGAAUAUCCAUCCAGGAUCUCUAUUCACAUACCAUGCAUCGCCCGUGCUGCCCGUGCAGAGGGCUGAGUGGCAACUACUUUACGGGUGUGCUGCCGAGCGUGUCAACCAAGGUGCAGGCCAUUACCGUGGCCAACAACUUUCUUGCGGGCCCCAUCACGCCACAGGCCUACAAGUACUCCGACUUCCGCAACAACUGCUUGAGCCUCUUUGGCAUCCCCCAGCGCACCACCGGCUGUGCCAUCUGUGGCACCACCAAUGCCGUGCCGCCGCUGUGUAACGGCGCCCCCUGCGUUCUCAACGCCACAGACGCCCUGGCAGCCGGCACGGUGAACAACCUCACGGCGCCCCUGCUGCCCUUCUACUGCGGCCGCCCCGCUAUAGACGCCACUGCUGGUGCGCCCAUGCCCGCUGCCUGCAUGCUUCACAUCGCAAACACUGCUGGUGCUGAGGGCGGCGCUGGGAGUGUCGCAGAGCACGUGGCUGCUGGACUCGCCGUGCGACGUGGUGGGCAACACCCCCAUGCCGGGCAGCUGGGCGGGCGUUGGCUUGAUCUGGUCAACAUGGGUCUCAGAGGGAGCCUGCCUGCCGACUUGACGAAGCUGACGGCUCUCACCAAGAUUCAUUCAUUCAUCCAUCCAUCCCACCACUCCCCCCCCACCCCUCCGUAUCCCCCCGGCGAUGGCAGCAACCUGGCGUCCAACCUGUUGGAGGGGCGCCUGGCCGAGUGGGGCACCAUGCUCACCACCGUCAAGUCGCUCAAGCACCUCGCUCUCAACUACAACUGGUUUUCCGGCACUCUGCCAGCCUAUCUGCUCUCUCUCUCGACCCUCACAACCCUCAACGUGCACUACAACUACCUCACCGGCUACCUGGCCCCCAUAGCAGCAACCCUCAAGACCAUCAACGUCGCCUCCAACUUCCUGGCGGGCCCCUUCCCUGCGUCCUCCACCACCAUGUGUGACGCGCGCAACAACUGCCUAAGCAGCGCCGCCAACUGCGUCUCGUCGGGCUCCUCCGUGCAGCGCGCUUCCUGCACCAUCUGCAAUGGCGACGCCGCCUAUGUGCUGUGCGGUGGGGGCGUGUGCUCGCCCAACACGGACGGCCCGCUCGCCUCCAAGACGCCCAACAGCGCCACCGCUGGCGUGCUGCCCAUGCGCUGCACUGGAGUUCGAAUCGACCCCGCAGCUCGUGAGUUCCGCGCCUCCUCCAUGUGCCUGCUCCAUGUGCCUGCUCCAUGUGCCUGCUCCAUGUGCCUGCUCCAUGUGACUGCUCCAUUGCCAAUCCUGGCGACCCUCAAGACGGCGCUGGGAGUGCCGCACCCGGGGUGGGGCGAGCAGACGAUGUGUACGGUGUCGGGCAUCCCCAAGGGCCCGGAGGACAUGCCGGCGGUGUACUGCAACUGGCAGGGCAAGGUCAUCGACCUCUUCCUCAAGUGGCGCCUCAUGCGCGGCGUCAUGCCCCCCGACAUCUCCAAGUUCACCGGCCUCACCGCCCUCGACCUGUCGGGCAACUUCCUGUCGGGGCGCUUGGACCCCUUUAUCACGCCGCUCACUGGCCUCACCGGCAUGAAGAUCCUCAUCAUGAACUACAACUUCUUCUCGGGCUCCAUCCCCGCCUCCAUCUCCGCCAUCAAGAACCUCAUGCUGCUGAGCCUGGGGUGGAACUACUUGACGGGCACGGUGCCGGACAUGCCACCGAAGCUGAGGACGCUGGACCUGGAGUACAACUGGCUCACCUACACCUUCCCCACGGCCGCCACCACCACGGCCACGUGGGACUUCUGCACCGUGCGCCAGAACUGCUUCAUCGACCCCACGCCGUGCGGCAACGGCAACAUCAUCCAGCGCUACUCCUGCGCCGUCUGCGGCACCACCAAUGCCAACGGCACGCUGUGUGGCGGCACCACCACGUGCCAGCCCGACCCCGCGGCCGUGAGGGCCGCCACCAAUCGCCAGACCAGCGGAAGUCCCCAACUCGCCAUCACCUGCCCUCCCCCACAGCCCGUCGCCACCAACGCCACCGCAGUGGGCGCGCUGAUGAACAUCAAGAUGGCGCUGGGGCUGACCUACACGGACUGGGCCACCACCUCCACCUGCACGGCUGCCGGCACGGCCCUCGGCGGCUUCACCGGCGUCGAGUGCAACAGUGCGGGCCAGCCCGUCAAGAUCACCCUGGACAGUCAGAAGCUGUUUGGCAUUCUGCAUGCUGACAUCACCAAGCUCACUGCACUCACAUUCCUCUCGCUCAAGUCGAACCUCUUCAGGGCGCGUCUGGACGAGUUUGCCAGCAAGAUUCCAUCGCUGCCCAACCUUGCAGUGCUCCUGCUGGACUUCAACUGGUUCUACGGCAGUCUGCCUCCUGGCCUCGUCGCCAUGCCCAAGCUCACGCGCCUCGGCAUGUCCUACAACUACCUCACAUACCGCGUGCCACCACUAGCGGCGGGGCUCAAGGACAUCGACGUGGGCUUUAACUUCCUCUCGGGCUCCUUCCCGACCAACUCCGCCACAUCAUGCGGCGCCAACAACAACUGCUUCCUUGCUGUCACCGGGUGCACCACCAAGGGCACGGUGCAGCGCACGACGGGGUGCAGCUUCUGCCUCUCCGACACGGCGCAGGGCAUGCUGUGCUACGGCCGUGGCAUCUGCACCGUCAACGCCUCUGCGCCCUUCGCGGCUGGCACGCCCAACGCUGUUGGGGCCACCACGCUGCCGAUGGCUUGCGUUGAUGUUCUGUGCGCCACUGCCUCGCCUGUCAUGUGUCCCACCGACUGGCGCUGCAGCGGACUGCAAUGCGUUGGGAACAACUUUGCCAACUGCUUUGGCUUCCUUUGCACUGGCUAG